Messenger RNA from Talaromyces proteolyticus, 1467 nucleotides. Its product is annotated as betaine-aldehyde dehydrogenase. The record is from RefSeq and is a predicted model, not a curated record. Gene Ontology annotation, molecular function: aldehyde dehydrogenase (NAD+) activity. The coding region runs from base 1 to 1467 and encodes 488 amino acids. The transcript has a single exon. NCBI's taxonomy places the organism in Eukaryota, Fungi, Ascomycota, Eurotiomycetes, Eurotiales, Trichocomaceae.
AUGGCUACCUUCGAAACACAUCCAUUGCCAUCACAUCUGGACCUGUUUUACAAUGGGAAGUGGAACAAACCUCUGAAUGGAACCUACGAGGAGACAUUCAACCCAGCCACUGGUCGGCCUAUAAUCAAAGUAGCUGUCGCCGGAGCAGAAGAUGUCGAUGCCGCUGUUGCUGCAGCACAUGAAGCUUUCCACAAGUGGCGAUCAACACCCCCAGCUGAAAGAGCACAAUACAUGCGAAGGGCAGCUGGGUUGCUCCGGGAACAUGCCGAAGAACUGGCUUACAUUGAUUCCUUGAAUACGGGAAACCCUUUCGGCAAGAUGCUGAGCGAUGCUCUAGUCGGGGCCACCUCUCUGGACUACUUUGCGGGGCUUAUACCCAUGCUGAAAGGCGAUACCAUUCCCCAAUCGGAUGACACUUUCCACUACACCAUUAGAGAAUCACUGGGAGUCGUAGGGCGAAUCAUGGCUUUCAAUCAUCCCAUCCAGUUCACAGGCUCCAAGAUUUCUGCACCGCUAGCUGCGGGUAACACCGUCGUCGUAAAGACUCCUGACCAGGCGCCUUUGUCCUGCCUCCGCCUGGCCGAGCUUUUGGGACCUAUAUUUCCUCCAGGCGUGCUCAACAUCCUUCCAGGCAAGACAGAGUGUGGAAAGGCCCUCACUGUACACCCCUUGGUCAAAAAAAUAACUCUCAUCGGCAGCGUUCCCACAGGCAAAGCCAUACAACAAGCUGCAGCAGCGACACUCAAACCUACUCUUCUGGAGCUUGGGGGCAAGAAUGCACUCCUCGCAUUCCCAGAUGCAGAUGUAGAAGAUCUCGCAGAGGGAGUGGCGCGUGGGAUGAAUUUUACGUGGGCAGGCCAGUCUUGCGGGUCCACCUCGCGAGUUUUCCUACACGAGUCGCACUACGAAACGGUGAUUGCAAAAGUGAAAGACUUCAUUGAAAAAGAAUUCCGACCGGGUGUACCAACUGAUGCAGCGACCACCAUGGGUCCUGUAAUCAGUUCAGCAGCAAAAGAACGGGUCCUGUCGUACAUUGACUCCGCCAAGUCAGAGGGAGCACGACUCGUUACAGGGGGUAAGGCUGGAACAAACCUCCCUGGGUUAGAGAACGGCUACUGGAUUGAGCCCACAGUAUUUGCAGAUGUUCAACCACAUAUGCGCAUUGCGAGGGAAGAGAUCUUUGGGCCGGUCAUGUCUAUUUUUAAGUGGAAUGAUGAGAGGGAGCUCAUUAGGAAUGUGAACAAUACUAGCUACGGCUUGACGGCCUCUGUAUUCACUAGGGACAUCUCCAGAGCGACGCGGGUUGUUAGACAAAUUGAGGCUGGCUACAUCUGGAUAAACCAAGUCUCAAAACACUUUAUUGGUGUUCCGUUCGGCGGUGCGAAAGAAUCUGGAGUAGGAAAGGAAGAAUGCCUGGAGGAAUUGUUGUCUUUUACAGAAAUCAAGAGCAUUAAUGUCUUGUUAUGA